Molecule: messenger RNA, 1605 nt
Organism: Nicotiana tabacum (common tobacco)
Lineage: Eukaryota; Viridiplantae; Streptophyta; Magnoliopsida; Solanales; Solanaceae
Source: RefSeq, a predicted model, not a curated record
AUAGUCAUAGCGUUAUACUAAUUUCCAAUUGUGUGUAUAUAUAUGUGUCCGUUUAUGCAUCAAAAUGGCGUAGGCAAUUAAUUGAUAUAUAGGAGUAUCGCAUAAAGCUAGGGAAUUGAAGUAGUGUUAUUUGUUCAUUAAUCAUAUCAUGGCCGCUUCGGGAUUAUUAUCAUCACCAUCACUUGUUUCUAUUUGUGACAAAUCCUUCAUCAAACCUUCUACUCUCACCCCUUCUACACUUAGACUUCACAAGCUAUCUUUCGUCGAUCAGUCCGUCAGUAAUAUGUAUAUUCCUGUGGCCUUGUUUUACCCUAAACCGCAAAGAGAAGAGUCAAACAAUUCUCAUCUUUCCCACAUAGCUGAUUUGUUGCAGACAUCUCUGUCACAAACUCUAGUCUCUUACUAUCCUUACGCAGGAAUAUUGAGAGACAAUGCUACUGUUGAGUGUAAUGACAUGGGAGCUGAGUUCUUGAGUGUUAAAAUAAAUUGUCCCAUGUCUGAAAUCCUUAACCAUCCUCAUGCAACUGAUGCAGAGAGUAUAGUUUUUCCAAAGGACUUGCCUUGGAAGAAUAAUUAUAAAGGUGGUAAUUUACUUGUGGUUCAAUUAAGUAAGUUUGAUUGUCGGGGAAUAGCCAUUAGUGCAUGUUUAUCGCAUAAGAUUGGCGAUGGUUGCUCUGUGAUUAAUUUUCUUAAUCAUUGGGUUAAUGUCACUCGUGAUCGUAGAUUUAUAGUUCCUUCUCCUAGAUUUGUAGGAGAUUCUAUUUUCUCUUCACUAAAUGGUCCUCUUAUUGCUCCACAAAUUAUGUCUAACGUCAGUGAGUGCGCGCAGAAAAGACUUGUUUUUCCAACUGCCAAAUUGGAUGCUCUUCGAGCUAAGAUAGCAGUAGAAUCAGGAGUAGAGAACCCAACACGGGCUGAAGUUGUCAGUGCACUUCUUUACAAAUCUGCAACAAAGGCAGCAGCAUCAUGUUCUGCAAAUAUACAACCAUCUAAGUUGGUUCACUACUUAAAUGUACGUACUAUGAUCAAACCUCGUCUACCACGAAGUGCAAUUGGAAAUCUCUUAUCCAUGUUCUCCACAGCAGCUACGCAAGAUAUUGAGUUGCCAAGAUUGAUUCAUAAUCUAAGGAAGGAAGUUGAGGUAGCGUACAAGAAAGACCAAGUUGAACAAAAUGAACUGGUCUUAGAAAUAGUAGAAUCCAUACAAAAAGGAAAAUUACCAUUUGAAGAAAACGAUGAAAAUUGUACUACUCCUACUACUAUGUAUUUUUGCAGCAACCUUUGCAAAUUACCAUUCUACAGUGUAGAUUUUGGGUGGGGAAAACCUGAAAGAGUGUGCCUAGGAACUGGUCCAUUCAAGAAUUUCUUCUUCUUGAAAGAUUACUAAACUGGGCGAGGCGUGGAGGCGCGAGUGAUGUUGCAGAAACAACAUAUGUCUGCAUUUGAAUGCGAUGAGGAACUCCUUGAGUUUGCCUCCUCCUCAGCUCCAAGUCUUUAAUUACGAGGAGUUUGAAAUCUUCAUUUCUGUUUCAUUGUAUGAUUUUGCAUGUUUAUUUGGUCCCUUAAUAGUGUUGCUAAGUGGAAUACGUGCCUUUAUUUUGUUUA